UUGUAAGCCAUAGAAGUCACAAAUUGUUGGGGUCUCAGUCUUCUGCAGUUUUGCUCAAAAUGGCCAGUCUAUGGCCAAGCCUGCUGUAUGCAUUGGCUAUAUGCUUUAUAGCCACCAGUGUAGCUGCUGGUGGUGAUGAUAAACCUUAUGUUUAUGCAUCUCCACCUCCACCACCCUCUUAUCACUACAAGUCUCCACCACCUUACCAGUCCAAGUCACCUCCGUACUACUACAAGUCCCCUCCUCCACCUUCACCAUCACCUCCUCCUCCACGAUAUGUGUAUAAGUCGCCUCCCCCACCGUAUGCUUACAAGUCACCUCCACCACCAUCUCCAUCACCUCCUCCUCCUUAUGUAUACAAGUCACCACCACCACCUUCUCCAUCCCCACCUCCACCUUACAUAUAUAAAUCACCGCCACCACCAUCACCAUCACCUCCUCCACCAUACAUGUACAAGUCACCACCACCACCAUCUCCUUCACCUCCUCCACCUUAUGUCUACAAGUCACCACCACCACCUUCUCCAUCUCCACCUCCUCCUUAUAUUUAUAAAUCACCACCACCACCAUCACCUUCACCUCCUCCACCAUACAUUUACAAGUCACCACCACCACCAUCUCCUUCACCUCCUCCUCCUUAUGUCUACAAGUCACCACCACCGCCAUCACCAUCUCCUCCACCACCAUACAUUUACAAGUCACCACCUCCUCCACCCUAUGUGUACAAGUCCCCACCACCACCAUCUCCUUCACCUCCUCCUCCUUAUGUGUAUAAGUCACCUCCACCACCAUCACCAUCUCCUCCACCACCAUACAUUUACAAGUCACCACCUCCUCCACCCUAUGUGUACAAGUCCCCACCACCACCAUCACCUUCACCUCCUCCACCAUACAUUUACAAGUCACCACCUCCUCCAUCCCCAUCCCCUCCUCCACCCUAUGUCUACAAGUCCCCGCCACCACCAUCACCUUCACCUCCUCCACCAUACAUUUACACGUCACCACCACCACCAUCACCAUCUCCUCCACCACCGUACAUUUACAAGUCACCACCUCCUCCACCCUACGUGUACAAGUCCCCACCACCACCAUCACCUUCACCUCCUCCACCAUACAUUUACAAGUCACCACCACCACCAUCUCCUUCACCUCCUCCUCCUUAUGUCUACAAGUCACCACCACCACCAUCACCAUCUCCUCCACCACCAUACAUUUACAAGUCACCACCUCCUCCAUCCCCAUCACCUCCUCCACCCUAUGUGUACAAGUCCCCACCACCACCAUCACCUUCACCUCCUCCACCAUACAUUUACAAGUCACCUCCACCACCAUCUCCUUCACCUCCUCCUCCUUAUGUCUACAAGUCACCACCACCACCAUCACCAUCUCCUCCGCCACCAUACAUUUACAAGUCACCACCUCCUCCGUCUCCAUCACCUCCCCCUCCCUAUGUGUACAAGUCACCACCACCACCUUCUCCAUCUCCACCUCCUCCUUACAUUUAUAAAUCACCACCACCACCACCAUCACCGUCACCUCCUCCUCCUUACAUUUACAAGUCUCCUCCUCCUCCAUCUCCAUCACCACCCCCACCAUAUGUUUACAAGGCACCACCACCACCAUCACCAUCUCCUCCACCACCAUACAUUUACAAGUCACCACCUCCUCCAUCUCCAUCACCUCCCCCUCCCUAUGUGUACAAAUCACCGCCACCACCUUCUCCAUCUCCACCUCCUCCUUACAUUUAUAAAUCACCACCACCACCAUCACCGUCACCUCCUCCUCCUUACAUUUACAAGUCUCCUCCUCCUCCAUCUCCAUCACCACCCCCACCAUAUGUUUACAAGUCACCACCACCACCGUCUCCGUCACCUCCCCCUCCUUAUGUCUAUAAGUCCCCACCUCCUCCAUCCCCAUCGCCCCCUCCUCCUUAUGUCUACAAAUCACCACCACCACCAUCACCUUCACCUCCUCCAGUUUACUACUAUAAGUCGCCACCUCCACCAUCACCCCCACCGCCCAACCCUUAUUAUUACAAAUCUCCUCCACCACCAACUCAUUACUAACCUAAUUCAGUUUUUGUUCCAUUUGUGUUAUAAAUUCGAAAAACAAAUAAUGGCUGCAAGAGAGAGUUCUAUCCUAAUGAUGACUUGCUUACAUCUGGUCAAUCUAAAAUGGAACCAGAACAGUGCUUGAUAACAAGAGAGUGCUUUGCAGCUUUACACUAAAUAUAUGUUUUUUUUGUUAAACAUGAUUUCUAUACGUUAGUCAUUUUUGGUUACAUGCCCUGAAUUUUGAUGUGAUCAACUGGACAACAUUGUUCAUUUCCUAUUUUCCUAUAUGUUUUAUCAAAAUGUUGAAAUUAAUAUAUUAAUUACAUG
Molecule: messenger RNA, 2381 nt
Organism: Rosa chinensis
Lineage: Eukaryota; Viridiplantae; Streptophyta; Magnoliopsida; Rosales; Rosaceae
Product: extensin-2-like
Exons: 2
Coding region: 60-2066 (668 amino acids)
Biological process (GO): plant-type cell wall organization
Molecular function (GO): structural constituent of cell wall
Source: RefSeq, a predicted model, not a curated record